GGGGUGCCGGCCUGACAGAGCAGGAGGCCAGAGAUGCCAUGAUACAGUUUGUGGCAGAACACUGCUGCUAUGGCAAGAAACCUGCAGAGGAACAUGUCAUCAAGGCAAUCAAGCCCUCUACUGCCUUCCAUUACACUAUGGAAAGCUUCCUUGAGAGCAGAUCUACCAAAUGGGUGCAUGAACCAUACCGAGGACAAAUCAUUGAUGGCCCACAAAACGGGUACCCACCCGGCCCCUGGGAUAUCGCCUGCACUGCUGCUCAGUUUUUCAAUGAUGAGGUCAGGCUCAUUGAAGUGCCUCACACAGCUAAAGUACAGAGUUGCCACUCUUGUUACGGCCGUGGCUUCAAGCGCUGCCCUCGAUGCCAUGGCAGGGGAAGGGUUCGCUGUUCCACUUGCCAUGGGAGUGGACACAGGACGAGGUAUGACCAUCAGACAAAACAGCAUCGCAGGGAGACCUGUCACUGGUGCCAUGGGUCAGGACGGAGAAGGUGUAUCAGGUGUGGAGGAGAUGGCAGGGUGACAUGUGGUGUGUGCCAAGGCUGCCGUGAUCUGAAGUGGUACAUUCAGCUUACUGUCAACUUUAAGAACAUGGUGUCUGAUCAUGUGACAGAGAGGACUGACAUGCCUGAUGAGCUCAUCAAGGAUGCAGGAGGGUUGGUCAUCUUCCAACAGACUCUCAUCAGGGUGUGGCCGAUCACUCACUUCACCGACCAGGACGUGAAUGCCAACUCCCAGAGCCUGGUGCAGUACCACACCUCCACCUACGAGAGGGCUGGGAGGAUCUUACAACAGCGCCACACCCUGAGGAACGUCCCCGUGUUUGAGAUAGACUACAACUGGCAGGAGGUCAACACUCGCUACUGGGUGUACGGGAACGAGCACCGCGUCCACGCGCCCGAUUACCCGCAUCAGUGCUGCUGGGGCUGUGUCAUCCUGUAAUCUGGAGGGUGCACAGGAAAGGGACUUUGUUUACACGGUGAAACUGGGAACAACUUGAUCCCGUUGAGACGUGGAAACAAACUUACUUUGAAUCUUAACUG
Messenger RNA from Branchiostoma floridae (Florida lancelet), 1042 nucleotides. RefSeq names its product protein SSUH2 homolog. The transcript has 9 exons. Bases 39 to 941 code for a protein of 300 amino acids. NCBI's taxonomy places the organism in Eukaryota, Metazoa, Chordata, Leptocardii, Amphioxiformes, Branchiostomatidae. The record is from RefSeq and is a predicted model, not a curated record.